Molecule: messenger RNA, 1191 nt
Organism: Kalmanozyma brasiliensis GHG001
Lineage: Eukaryota; Fungi; Basidiomycota; Ustilaginomycetes; Ustilaginales
Exons: 1
Coding region: 1-1191 (396 amino acids)
Source: RefSeq, a predicted model, not a curated record
AUGGGUAAAGGCUCUCUUCUGCCCAUCUUGGGCCUCGCACUCGCCGGCUUGCUCGCUGGUGCCGCAUCCGAAUACACUGCUUUCUUCCUCACCAAGGAUGGCUCCUUCCGCGCCACUGUCGAAGCGUGCAAUCUUCCGGCUCGACAAAAGCUCAAGACCGAUCUGACCCACGGCGCAGCUCCGCUCCUCGAUAACACGCUUUGUGCCACCAUGGGCUUCUUCAAGCUGAGCAUGCAGAAGCGACUCAACGUCGGUCUCUUUGCCAUCAUGAUUGCCUUCACCCUGCCUCUCUCCUACCGACUCUGCUUCCAGGCCGUCUCGCCGAACCGCAAGUCGACCUUCAACGCCGGCAUCUUCCUCGUCCUGCUCAACACCGUCGGUGCUGCGCUGGGCCUCGGACCCUGGUCGUGCAUCUUCUUCUCGCUCGUCUACCUUCCCGCGGCGUACAGCUCCAUGAAGACCUCCAAGGCGUCCGUCCUCCCCGUCCCCACACCCGCAUGGAACAUCUACGUCGCCAACCUGCUUCACGUCGGCAUUGGCGCCGUCGCAGCCAUCACGGUCUUUGGCGACUCGGCCAGCGCGCUCUGGCACCACGCUGCGCUCCUGAUCCAAUUCGCCGGUCUCGCCUACCUCCCCAUCGCAUGGGUGAGCUUCCGCACGCCCAAGGUGAACGACGAGGCCAAAUCCCGCAGUAUCAUCCGUCGCUUCGACGCUGAGGGGGUCAGUUACGCCUUCGAACGCACUUGGUCGUACUACCGCAAGAUGGCGGCGUUUUCCACGGUGAUCUACUGGUACGGGCUCAACCGUGUCAUCCGCGGCGUCUUCUUCCAGGGUGAGACGUUGGAUGCUGUAUCGUUCUUCUGGUUUGGAGACAUUGCCGGUGCUGUGGCAGCGACAGUGUUGCUGGUGGUGGCGGAGAAGACGACGUUUAGGAGCAAGGCGGCGAUUCAUCCGGUGACGGGAGAACCAAGGUCGCCGUUGGAGAUCGAGUGCGAUAAAGCCAUCGCAAAGGCGCCGGCGGGUUCGCCGUGGUUGGAGAAGACGACGAUGGGUUUCAUUGUGGCGAGUCUCGUCGGUGGGCCUGGGUUUGCCGCCAGCAUGUGGUGGUGCAGCGGCGAGGAGGAGUUGGGUUGGAAGGCGCGCAAGUCGUGGAGGGAGACCGUGGCUGUCGAGGGUAAGAAGACCAAGUAA